CUCAUUCGAGCCCGAACUCAUCCUUGCUUUUUUGGGCACAUACGUGCUCACACUGCCCUUCCUGGGCCUUUAGCGGCUGGGAAUGCUCUGGCUGAUGAAGUCACCCGUAUGGUAUGUUAUUCUUCCUUAACCCUUACCUCUGCAACACAGGCCUCUCAUGCAGUACACCAUCAGAAUAGCAAUUCAUUACGGCUGCAAUUUGGAAUUUCUCGGGAAGCCACUCGUCAAAUUGUAAAAGCUUGUCCUACUUGUCCACAAUUUUUUGUGCUCCCAACAUAUGGAGUCAAUCCUCGGGGUUUACUCCCCAACGAUUUGUGGCAAAUGGAUGUUACACAUAUUUCUGAUUUUAGAAAAUUGAAAUAUGUGCAUGUUACUAUUGAUACUUUCUCUGGUUUUAUCAUGGCCACACUUCAAUCUGGAGAGGCUAGUAAGCAUUGUAUUCAGCAUUGCUUACGGAGUUUUUCUGCUAUGGGCCUACCUAAAUGCAUCAAAACAGACAAUGGCCCUGGAUAUGUUGGCCGCAAUUUUCAAACCUUCUGUGCCCAGCUGCGCAUCAUACACAAGACUGGAAUCCCAUAUAACCCACAGGGCCAAGAAAUUGUUGAGCGGGCACAUCAAACCCUUCAGCACCAACUGAAAAAAUUAAAAAGGGGGAGUUUGUAUGCUAUUACGCCUAACAAUCUUCUUAGACAUGUUUUGUUUGUUUUAAAUUUUCUGAGCCUCGAUAAAAAUGGAAAAUCAGCAGCUCAACGUUUUUGGCACUAUGAUAAUAAAAAGGCACGGCCAUUAGUCAGGUGGAAAGACCCGCUAGAAGGCAGAUGGCAUGGGCCGGACCCAGUUCUAAUAUGGGGGAGAGGUCAUGUUUGUGUUUUCCCGCAGAAUGCCGAAGCGCCGCGCUGGCUCCCGGAAAGAUAAGUUCCAUGGAAGCCAGUAUCUUCUGGGCGUAUGUUCCUGAUCCCCCUCUUUUACAGCCUGUUGGAUGGGAAAUGAGUUCUGUUCCUGUGUAUGUGAAUGACACAAUACUUUUGGGGGGGGGGUUUCUGAUAAGCAUAUUUUUCCACAGAAUGCCAGUAUUUCUUAUACGGGAUCCUCUUCACAAUUACCAAUGUGCUUUUUCCGAAAUCAUAAUGUUUCAGGUUGUCUCACUGUUACAGAUGUUGGAUAUUCUGAUUACAGCACUGGCUGGAGUGUGGAUAUUCCUGGUGUGACCAAGCUCACAGGGCAUGCACAGCGACGCAACGGAACGGGACCCCAGGAUAUCCCAUUCUGUGGCCUGGGGCAUAAAGGGAAACAUAUAGCGGUGCCAUGGAAACUCUGCCGGAAUGAGACUGCUACGGUGUAUUCUAUUCCUAACAGCACACACUCACUGUGGGACUGGUCGCCAGACUCAGAGAGAAACCCCGGAAAGGAAAGUAACAGACAGUUUGCAGCGAGAAUUUGGAAUCUUGGCGGCACCCUUGUUUAUCAAACUGAGGUCUGGAAGUUGCUGGCCGCUUUUGAAACAAGCGGAUCCUUCAUGCAGACUGGAGAAAAGGUUAAAGGUGGAUUUUUUUGGAAUGCAACCUGGAGAUAUCCUCGGGCUUGUGUACCUUAUUCAUUUAUGAUUAUUGCUGGUUCUGUAAAUCUUACUAAGAAUAAUAGUCAAUAUUAUAUUCAUUGUUUUAAUUGUCCCCUAUCCAAUUGCAUUCGAGGAAUAAGAAAUAAUUCUGGAGUCUUGAUAGUUAAACAACCACCUUUUGUUAUGUUGCCUGUAAAUCUUACUGAGCCGUGGUAUGAAGAGUCUGGGCUUGAACUAUGGGAAAGAGUGCGCACAGCCCUUGCUAGGCCACGAAGGGGGAUAGGAUUAAUAAUUCUAGGAGUAGUAACGCUUAUAACUUUAAUUGCUUCUGCUGUUACUGCUUCUGUAUCUUUAGCUCAAUCUGUGCAAACUGCUAGCAUUGUAGAUGAUUUAGCAAAAAAUACUUCCAAAGCUUUAGGGAUUCAAGAAGAUAUAGAUAGAAAAUUAGAGGAUAGACUAAAUGCGCUUUAUGAUGCAGUAAGAUUUUUGGGAGAAGAAGUGCAAGGGUUAAAGCUAAGAACAAAAAUUAGAUGUCAUGCUAAUUAUCGUUGGAUUUGUGUAACUCCAAAAAUUUAUAAUAAUACUGAGACCCCUUGGAAUAAGAUAAAAUUACAUUUAGAUGGUAUUUGGCAUAAUGAAAACAUUUCCUUAGAUCUAUUACAACUUCAUCAGGAAAUUCUUGAUACAGAAAAUGCUCCUCGGGCUAGUAUGGACUUGGCAGAAAAUGCUGAAGAGUUUGUUAACAGUUUGUUUUCCAAUUUUCCCUCGAUAACCUCACUUUGGCAUCUUUUUUCAGGGGUCGUGGCCAUGCUUCUGGUAUUAGCGCUUUUUGUGUGCAUUACUCCUUGUAUCAUAAAGAAAUUUGUCAAAGAGCUGUGGGACAUCAAGGCUGUCCUACACAGUAAUUACUUACGCCAAAAGAAUCAGGCGUGCCAUUUUACUAAAUAAAAGAGGGGGAGCUGCGGGGAGCGGCUUGAAAGAGCUGACUCUGGGAGCUGCCUUGAUUGAUUAUCAAGGGUCUGUUCGCAGACAUAGCUCUCUGUCCCGCCACCCCUCUGGAAUUUACUAUCCGAGUUAACUCCUAACAGACCAUUAGUGAGCCUUGAAUGCACACAAGGUGCAGAUAGAUGGCUUUGCACGACUGCCCUUAAGAUAAGUAGGAUGCCUUUGGCGCCAUGAGAGAGCUCUGGUGAUUGUUAUCUUAAAGAUGAUGUA
Dama dama (fallow deer) is the source of this 2773-nucleotide messenger RNA. RefSeq names its product endogenous retrovirus group K member 7 Env polyprotein-like. NCBI's taxonomy places the organism in Eukaryota, Metazoa, Chordata, Mammalia, Artiodactyla, Cervidae. The transcript is spliced from 2 exons. Gene Ontology annotation, molecular function: structural molecule activity. The record is from RefSeq and is a predicted model, not a curated record. Bases 1106 to 2506 code for a protein of 466 amino acids.